AUGGAGGCAUUUACUUUUGCAGUGUCCACUCAAGCGAACUUCCCAAUCCAUAUCAAAAUUGGAGCCCUAGAAGGAAAACAGAAACAGUACCCAUUUUCAGUCCUCCUAAAGCAUCCAGAACUGCGGCAUAUUGGCUCCUCUCAGAAUCCCCUUUCCGAUCUGUUGAUAACAGUACAGCUGUGGUCUGACUGCAAGCCACUGGGUGUGCCCGUACAGACAUCAUACAAAGCGUUCAAGACCUCGCGGACGUGGAAUGAGUGGUUACAGUUGCCUAUGUCCAUUAAAGAUGCCCCGUUGAAAUGUCAACUGGCCAUUACUAUCUGGGAUCUGUCCCCCUUCGCUGGCAAAGGGGCGCAUGGCCAUUACAUUCCGUUUGGUGGCACAACAAUUUCAUUAUUUGAUGCGGAAGGAAAGCUGAGGACGGGAAGGCAGAAAUGCAAAGUAUACCGUGGGAAAGCUGCAGAUGGCUUUUCUUCUACAACUACGCCUUCAACCUCACCCACGAAGCGACGCAAAGACGAUAUUCCUGACCCACUAGGCCCUUCCGCAGAAGAACUGGAAUUGGAAAGAGUGGAAGUACUCAUUAAAAAACAUGAGAUGGGAGAAAUUCCACGAAUUGAUUGGUUAGACCAGAUGGUUUUCCGUCAGUUGGAAAAACUCAAGCUAGCCGCUGAAGAUGCCGCAAGGAAGCGUGCAAUCCGGUUGAAACAAAAACCUGCGCAUAGCGAUGGUUCUGACGAAGAGCAGCCAGACAGGGAAAGCUUAGACAAUGAAAACUUCGUUCUCUAUGUCGAGUUCCCACGGUUCGACCACCCAAUCGUCUGGGCCGAUCAUGACUAUCCUCCCACCCCCGUCUCAUCACAUCCUCAAAAUGCACCUAGAAAUCCAAAUUCGGCACUGAAGCCUAUUCCGGAAGUUCGUUUUGGACCUGGAAUCGAAGGUGGUAACGGGGACAGUGUUAUUAGGAUCUACGAUCCUGAGGUCGGCCAGACAGGAAAUCCAUGUGAGGACAAGCACAGAAGAUUGAUCCGCAGUCAUCGUACUGGCAUAAUGGACCGUGAUCUGAAACCGAAUCCCAAAAACCGUGAUGAGCUCAAUAAUAUACUGUCUUACGAACCCACACAAGAUCUAAGUGCCGAAGAAAAGGAUCUCGUCUGGAGAUUCAGGUACUAUCUUACUCGUGAGAAGAGAGCGCUAACAAAGUUUGUCAAGUCUGUCAACUGGCAUGAUGUAGGUGAAGCUCGCCAAGCUGUGGAUAUCCUCCCUAAGUGGACGGAAAUCGACGUUGACGAUGCUUUGGAACUUUUGGGUCCUACUUUCGACAAUGCUGCGGUCCGGUCAUAUGCUGUUGACAGACUCCGAAAGGCAGACGACGAAGAGCUUCUUCUUUAUCUGCUACAACUAGUCCAAGCAUUGAAGUACGAAAACAGUCCUGCUGAGAACACCGAGGACGCAGGCUAUGAUUCGUCUUUGGCAAGUUUUUUGGUGUCCCGCGCUGCCAACAAUUUCAAACUUGGGAGUUAUCUACAUUGGUAUCUUAUUGUUGAAUGUGAUGAUACCCCUGGAACAUUAUCUGCCCAGCGGCGGCUUUUCGCUCGGGUGGAAUUUUAUUUCAUGGCCGAACUAGAGCGAAUUCACGCAGAACACAGGAAGACCUUGUUGCGCCAAGGUGAAUUGGUAACGGUGCUCACAAAAAUUGCGAAGGACAUCCGCUUCUCUCGAGAGAACCGGAUACACAAGAUUGAGAAGCUAAAGAGGUGUCUGAAAGACCCCAAGAAUGAGCUUAUCAAUAUUGAUCCUCCCUUGCCUCUCCCUUUGGACCCAGAGGUAUCAAUUACCGGUUGCUUCCCCGACGAGUCCAAUGUCUUUAAAUCUUCACUAUCCCCGCUACACAUUACUUUCAAAACAUCCGAGGGCCGGAAAUAUCCAAUUCUUUUCAAAGUCGGCGACGACCUCCGCCAAGACCAACUCGUGAUUCAGAUCAUCAUCUUGAUGGACCGGCUCCUCCAGAAGGAGAAUCUCGACCUCAAGCUCACCCCCUAUAGGAUUAUCGCCACCAGCUCCACGGCUGGUGCUGUACAAUUCAUCCCCUCCACAUCCCUAUCUGCUGCGUCUGCAAAAUACAAAUCCGUCCUUGCCUACCUCAAAGCCAACAACCCGGAUGAGAACGAACCAUUGGGCGUCCGUAAAGAGGCAAUGGACACCUACAUCAAAUCUUGCGCCGGCUAUUGCGUCAUCACGUACCUCCUUGGUGUCGGUGACCGCCAUCUGGAGAACCUCCUCCUCGCACCAGAUGGCCAUUUCUUCCACGCCGAUUUCGGAUUCAUUCUGGGUCGCGACCCGAAGCCCUUCGCGCCUAUGAUGAAACUCUGCAAGGAAAUGGUUGAGGGCAUGGGUGGCACGACAUCUUCCCACUACCUGCAGUUCAAGCAGUAUUGUUUCACCGCGUACACCACCCUACGCAAGAGUGCAAAUCUUAUUCUCAACCUGUUCAGCCUCAUGGUGGAUGCCAAUAUCCCUGACAUCCGGGUUGAGCCUGACAAGGCGGUUCUGAAAGUGAAAGAGCGCUUCCAUCUAGAGAUGAAUGAAGAAGAGGCUAUAAGGCAUUUUGAGCAGCUCAUCAGUGAUAGCGUGAAUGCUAUUUUUGGGGUUGUUAUCGACCGUCUUCAUGAGUUUGUGCAGGGAUGGAGGGCAUAG
Monascus purpureus is the source of this 2697-nucleotide messenger RNA. Lineage: Eukaryota; Fungi; Ascomycota; Eurotiomycetes; Eurotiales; Aspergillaceae. The record is from the annotation of a GenBank genome assembly.